AUGUCAAAAGUCACUGUUUCGGGUUCAGAGAUCCUAGAAGGGUCCACCAAGACCGUCAGACGUUCAGGAAACGUUGCUUCUUUCAAGCAACAGAAAACUGCCAUCGAUACGUUUGGUAAUGUUUUCAAAGUGCCAGAUUACACCAUCAAAGAUAUCCUAGACGCCAUUCCAAAACACUGCUAUGAAAGAUCUUUGGUCAAGUCGAUGUCCUACGUCGUCAGGGAUAUUGUUGCUAUUUCUGCUAUUGCCUACGUGGGCCUAACUUACAUCCCUCUGCUGCCAAACGAGUUUCUUCGUUUUGCUGCUUGGAGUGCGUAUGUGUUCAGUAUUUCUUGUUUUGGAUUCGGAAUUUGGAUUCUUGGACACGAAUGCGGUCACUCUGCCUUCAGCAACUAUGGCUGGGUUAACGACACGGUCGGCUGGGUUCUUCAUUCCCUGGUAAUGGUUCCAUAUUUUUCUUGGAAGUUCUCCCAUGCCAAGCACCACAAGGCAACAGGUCAUAUGACCAGAGACAUGGUCUUUGUUCCAUACACCGCUGAGGAGUUCAAGGAAAAACACCAAGUUACUAGUCUGCACGAUAUUGCAGAGGAAACUCCUAUUUAUUCAGUUUUUGCCCUUUUGUUUCAACAGCUCGGAGGACUCAGUUUGUAUCUUGCCACGAAUGCUACUGGUCAACCGUAUCCCGGGGUGUCCAAGUUCUUCAAAAGUCAUUACUGGCCAUCCUCUCCUGUUUUUGAUAAGAAGGACUAUUGGUACAUUGUUCUGAGUGACCUGGGAAUCUUGGCAACCCUGACUAGUGUUUACACUGCUUACAAAGUGUUCGGAUUUUGGCCCACAUUCAUUACUUGGUUUUGCCCUUGGAUUUUGGUCAACCACUGGCUGGUAUUUGUCACCUUCCUACAACACACAGACUCGUCCAUGCCUCACUACGAUGCCCAAGAAUGGACUUUCGCCAAAGGUGCCGCCGCCACAAUUGAUAGAGAAUUUGGUAUCUUAGGAAUUAUAUUUCACGACAUUAUCGAAACUCACGUUUUGCACCACUAUGUUAGUAGAAUUCCAUUCUACCAUGCUAGAGAGGCUACUGAGUGCAUUAAGAAGGUUAUGGGCGAACAUUACCGUCACACUGACGAGAACAUGUGGGUCAGUCUCUGGAAGACCUGGAGGUCGUGCCAGUUUGUUGAGAACCAUGAUGGUGUGUACAUGUUCAGAAACUGCAACAAUGUUGGUGUUAAACCUAAGGAUACCUAA
Molecule: messenger RNA, 1248 nt
Organism: Komagataella phaffii GS115
Lineage: Eukaryota; Fungi; Ascomycota; Pichiomycetes; Pichiales; Pichiaceae
Exons: 1
Coding region: 1-1248 (415 amino acids)
Biological process (GO): lipid metabolic process
Molecular function (GO): oxidoreductase activity, acting on paired donors, with oxidation of a pair of donors resulting in the reduction of molecular oxygen to two molecules of water
Source: RefSeq, a predicted model, not a curated record